AGCCGACUAUCGCCACCUUUAGCCGACUAUUAGCCGACGGUCGCAGUUGCCUCUGUUGUUUGUUUACAUUCCGGACUGCUUUGUUUACUACGCCGUCUUUCGAUCGCGUUCGUGACUCGCGUGAAGUGAUCGUGCUUGUGAAUCGCGCGUUUUGUGCAAUUUAUGCUCGUGGCAAAAAUGCUGAACGAAGAGGUCGACGAUACGGAGUUCUUCCAGCAGGACUUUACGACCGCCUCGGACUGGGAACUGUUCAAUGCUCGGCUCGAGGAGAUCUUCCACGAGUGGAAAUUGUCCUUUGGCCAGACUGGCUUCCGUGCUCUGCAGCACCACGAGCUGGUCCGUUGCGAAUGGAAUGUGCAGCGUGAAUUGAUCAAAUUUGCGGACGUAGAGCUGGAGGUGGCACACUACCGGGCCAUCCUUCCGGAGGGACCACAGCCGGUGGCAGCACCGUCCAGCCAAGCACCUGCUGGAUGCCAAGCGUUCGUGGAUCUCAUGUCGAUCGAGAACGAUUACUGUGUGGCCGUCGGUGGGCAGGUGGCUUCCGGGGACGAGCUGCAUCCGCUGGCUCAGUGGUACGGUCUGCGAGAGUUUGUGGUCGUUGCACCGGUCAAAAAAUCCAUCUCCAACGAAAGCCAAAUCCGUAUCUUGAUGAGCUCGGUCCAUAUUGCUGUCGCGGAGAGUAGCUGCGAUGUGCCCGUGUUCGUCCAGGUCAUGGACAAGGUACAGAAUGUGUUCCUGGGCGUCUGCGAGUCCGGCUCGGUACGGUUGUCCUUCGAUAUCGUGCAUCUGCACCUGACGCCUCCUACCUGCAAGUAUCUGUCGGGAUUGCUGGAGGUGUUCAAGGGAAAGAUUGGCAUCGCCUACGUCGAUCCGGUGGCCGUCUCGGUACGGUUCACCUACUCGCUGUCCCAUUUCGGAACGAACGCGUACGUGAGCGAAAAGGUGAUCCCGUUCGCUGAAAGUGGCAUCGAAGUAGCCACGGUAUCGCUGCCCUUCGGUGUCGCUAUCGAUCCGCUGGCCAAACUGAUCGUACACUGCACCUGGCCCCAGGUGGCCGAUAAUGUGGUCGUCGAUUCGCAGACCUACUCCGAUUUCGAUCCCAUGACGGCCCCGCUGUGGAGCCUACGGGUACAGCUCGAAGACACUCCGGUCUGCUAUCUGGCCGACUGUCUCGGCGAGUAUCUGCAGAUCGUUGAUUCGCGCCGUGCCCUGACCGAGUACUUUAGCGAGCUGGCAUUCGGUGCCACACAGAACCUGCCCGGUACGCACAAUCCGCUGGAUCUGCUGACGGAAUCCAAGAUCCCGAGUCUCAGCUCGGUGCUGCCCACGAUCGGUGGUGGAAGCGGCGGUAGUAAGAAGCCCGCCAAACUCGAGGGCCCUCUGACGGACGAACAGCUGAAGGAUAUGCUGUACUAUCUGUUUCCGGACGCGGAAAAACCGUUACCACGCUGGCCGUACCCAGCCAGUGGACGGGCGGUCGAGUUCGACCCGCUGAAAAUCAAAUCUGCCGAUCCGGACUCCCUGGUGCACCGGCUGGCGACGCUGCUUGCACUGUGCAAUGCCUACUUCGGUGGAAAGCGCGCACUGGCACAGCUGUGGGCCGAGUUUACGCAGGAGAUGCGGUACCGCGUGGAACGCUGCAUCCAGAUACCGGGUGUUGCUGGAGGAUUUCCGGACUCGCGAACCUGUCUGCUGCACCAGAAGCUGCAGAUGCUGAACGUUUGCAUGGAGCGGCGCACGCUGCGAGAAGGCGGUCUGCCAUUUUCGAUGACCUCGGGCACGACCUCUGGCCCCCAGGGCGCCACCGGUGGCGCAGGAGGUGAUUCCGAUGAAGAGUUUUUCGAUUGUGAUGAAGAGGAACAGCAACGAGCGGCGGCUGCUGCAAGCGGUGAACCGGUUGGACGACUGUCCCGUCUGGGCAAGAUGCUACUGGUCGGUUCCGAUGAACCGCUCUACAUCCCCGUAACGCAGGAGCCCGUCCCCAAGACGGAAGAUCAGCUGGAAGAUGAUGCGGAAGUGUUGCUCAAACUAGGACCGGACAGUGAGCUACGGACGCAGAUGAUGAGCGCCUCGUUGCUUUCGGAUGCGGAAGCAUUCAAGGCGGCCAAUCCGACGGCCCAACUCGAGGACUUUAUCCGUUGGUACAGUCCGCGCGAUUGGAUCGAGGAUGAACCGAUCGAUGAGCAGGAUCCGUUCGGACGCCGGGGACACCUCAGCCCUCGGAUGCUCAUCCCUGGCAACACGUGGCGUACCGUGUGGGACAGUGCUCGGCCCGUCCCGGCCCGCCGUCAGAAGCGUCUGUUCGAUGAUACGAAAGAAGCGGAAAAGGUGCUUCACUUCCUGGAGUCGCGUACGAUCGGACAAAUCGCACAGCAUACGAUGGCCACACUGUUCCACGUGGCGCUCCUGACGGUCCUUCAAGCGGCCACACCCGAUCGGGCCGCUAUUCCACGGUACGGUGAAACGAUCGACAAGCUAACCCAGACCUGUUGCCGAUUGUCCCGGGAAAACUGGUCCACUGGCGGUGGUUCCGGUUCCGGUUCCGGUGGUGGUCCUGCCACGCGUGUUAGCUCCCAAACCAAGUACGAGCUGUUGCUGGGAGAGUUGAUGCAGCUGGAGUGCUGUGUGGCGCAGGUGAGAAGCCUGCGCGAGAAAUUUGAAAUGAACGCUGCUACUUUUUCGACCAGCACUGUCACAGCGGGCGAAAAGCUCGUCGAAAGUUUGCUUCUUGGAAACGAAAGUGAGCUUCCAGAUGGCGCUGGGAGUGAAAUCGCGGCGAAAAUGCUGGCGAUGUUUGCCGAGGCGAAACGGGCUGGGCAGGGCGGCGCGGGAACACCGUCGGAUUCGGCGGGAACCGCUGGAACAGGAAACGUGUCCCUGCCGGAUCCAGUGGAGAAACAGUUUACGUUGCGGCUGUGUGGCAACACCGUUAGCAAAGGACCCGGAACGCCGCAGUUCUUGAGAGCGAUUCUGAUGCCACAAGAGUUCCGUCUGUGCGGUGCAUUCAGCCGAAACACUACCUUCUACUAGCUCAUCGUGGGGGAUUCGGCGUAUUCCUGUAAUCGUUAACAAACAUUGAAUGAUAAACUUUAGUCCUGUUUGUAUCGCUUACUAUGAUAUUCAAUUAUGCAAUAAACACUACUAAUCACUGUUCAG
This is a messenger RNA of Anopheles aquasalis, 3156 nucleotides long. RefSeq names its product RAB3 GTPase activating protein subunit 1 (gene Rab3GAP1). The record is from RefSeq and is a predicted model, not a curated record. Gene Ontology annotation, molecular function: GTPase activator activity. Gene Ontology annotation, biological process: positive regulation of GTPase activity. NCBI's taxonomy places the organism in Eukaryota, Metazoa, Arthropoda, Insecta, Diptera, Culicidae.